AACGACGCUGUAUUAACAAUCUGGUCGCUUCUAUUAUCGUUAGGGUUAGGGUUUUUAACGGUUCAAGCGGUGCCACAGCUCUCCAUAGCCAGAGGAGAAAACUCUGUUUUACAGGGGUAAACAAGAGUCGAUUUUAGGCCAUCGAACCAAAAGAGUUAUGUCCAAGAAGAACAGCUUAGCUCGUAGAAAGAGACAGUACGAAUUUGAUCUACGAAGAGAGAAAGAAGAGAAAGAAAAGAAGGUCAAGAAGCUUGAAGCUAAGAAGAAUAAGAUGAAAGUUGAUGGUAGUGGGAAGAAAAAGAAAGGUGCUGGUGGGUUUCAAGUAGGCAAGAGGAAAGUGAAGACCAAGUUGACGGCAGUGACGAAAGCUAAAGUUGCCCAGGCCAUGGAGCUGGACAAAUGAUCUUUGUGCUCAAAUUUCUGUAGAACUUUCUAACUUCUGGCAAAAAAACUCUGCAUUCCUGUUAAUUUUUCUUACCUUGUAAUUUAAGUGCAAAAAGUAGUUUUGCCAUCCUAAGCCAAUUUUGAUUACGAAGACAAAGCUUAUGUAUUAGCCUUCAAUUUUUAGGUUUGACAUCAUGCAGUUGUGAUCGUAAAAACAGAUUGUGACAGUACCGAGACGGGGAAGUAAAUGGCAACUCAAGACCAUACACAGUUCAAUCAUCAUAACUGCAUGAUGUCUUAAAUUGAAAACAUCAUGCAGUUGUGAUGAUUGCAUUGUAUACCGGGAUAGGGUCACAAUUUUACUUACUUAUCUCACUAGUGUCGCAGCCAGUUUUUACCAUCUCAUAUCGUUUCUGAUUUCAUCCUUAAUGAAAAUAACUGUGUUGGCUCCGAGUGCUGUCAA
Carica papaya (papaya) is the source of this 847-nucleotide messenger RNA. RefSeq lists its product as uncharacterized. NCBI's taxonomy places the organism in Eukaryota, Viridiplantae, Streptophyta, Magnoliopsida, Brassicales, Caricaceae. The record is from RefSeq and is a predicted model, not a curated record.